Molecule: messenger RNA, 1810 nt
Organism: Rubroshorea leprosula
Lineage: Eukaryota; Viridiplantae; Streptophyta; Magnoliopsida; Malvales; Dipterocarpaceae
Source: the annotation of a GenBank genome assembly
GUAGUCUUUGGUUCGGAUUCUGUUCUCUUUUGGUUUUCACACCCUUUGUUUCUACCUUCGUCGCCAUAUUGUUACUCCGUUGCUUUCUGGGUUUCUCUUGUUCUUGAAAACAUGGCAGCGAUUUAUAAACAGGAGGUCGAAGAAGACGAAGAAACACGAACGAUUGAUCUUAGAAUCAAUGGAGAUGAGGGUCCAGCAUCUAGCAAUAAGCAUACCAAGGAAGACUCACAGCUUGCUCCUAAAGAAGAGCCGGGUACUGAGGCGGCGAUAGGCGUGAUGCCUGUGGCGGUUCACGUUCCAUCGGCGAUACCGUUGUCAUCGGCGGCGCCGCCGAAAAGAGCGUCCACGAAGGAUCGUCACACGAAAGUUGAAGGGCGGGGUCGGAGGAUCCGAAUGCCCGCCACAUGUGCGGCUCGUAUCUUCCAGCUGACCCGUGAACUUGGCCACAAGUCGGAUGGUGAAACUAUCAGGUGGCUAUUGGAGCACGCCGAGCCCGCGAUAAUUGCGGCCACCGGUACCGGCACCGUUCCAGCCAUCGCCAUGUCGGUGAACGGCACACUGAAAAUUCCCACCACGUCAAACUCAAACCCCAACGAUCCCAACGCUAAGAAGAAACGUAAACGACCUUCCAACAGCGAGUACGUGGACAUAAACGACGCCGUAUCAGCCUCCUCCGGUCUAGCUCCUAUAACCGCCGCUCCACCCCAACAGCAACAACAGCAACAACAACCAACGGUAGUGCCGCAAGGGCUGGUUCCAGUCUGGACUAUUCCAUCAAACGGCGUCGUUCCAGGUGCGUUCUUCAUGGUCCCACCUAUACCGUCCCUCGCCGGGCCGUCGAAUCAACCUCAAAUAUUUGCAUUCCCAGCUUCUGCCACGCCGUUUAUUAACAUUUCAGCAAGGCCGAUAUCGUCUUUCGUAUCAGCCAUGCAAACCAGUCCCGUUCAACUUCAAAGCAGCGCGGCGGUUUCGAGUUCAGGUAAAGCGGCGUCAGUUAUGGCUCCAAGCUCGAGUUCUGCCCCAACGACAACCACUACAAGUAGUGCUACUCAAAUGCUUAGAGAUUUCUCUUUAGAAAUUUACGACAAACAGGAACUGCAGUUAAUGGCUCGCUCAUCAAAGCAUUGACCCUUCAGAAAGAAAAUCUAACAACGUGCAGUUUCCGUUGGUGGCUUCUUAAUUUGUCGGCGAAUCCAUCCGCCAUUGACGAGCAAGCUCGAAGUCGUGGGAGGGGAAAAGCACGUGGUCACGUGAGGAGAGUUAUAAAGUUGUGCACGUGUAAAGUGGGGUCCGCAAUUGUGGUGGGUCAAAACUCAGCAUAAAAGGGCAAAGCGGGGGGAGGCGGGGUACUCCGUGGACCGUGCAAACGAAUUGAUUUUUCUUUUUUUUGGGGUUUUCCAAUUUGUGCGGGGGCCAUCUCGUCGUGCAUGUGAGGUGUGAUGUGGGGCGCGGGUCCCAAUAGGUAGAUUGUGGGCCCUGCGGGACCGGUAGGCUUACAUUGUUCCCGAGGCGGCCGGGUGGUGGUCCCCACGGUUAGUUUGGUGGUCUGAUCGAGAUAUGUGGGCCAAAAGCUUAGGCUGGAACGGGUGACACGUGUCUAAAGGUUUGCUGUUGAUGGUGGGACACACGUGGGGUCCUAUGGUGACGGGUCCACAACAACACAAGAUAACGUGAUCUUGAUGAAGAAGAGAUGAUGGUGGUGAUGAUGGUAUCGGAUGCGCCCCCCGAUAUUUUCUUUUCUUAGUUAUGACAUUUGCUUUUUGACUUGUGGAAAAAUAAAUGAAAAUGAAAAUGAAUUUCCUUGUAUGAU